Phytophthora nicotianae INRA-310 is the source of this 753-nucleotide messenger RNA. RefSeq lists its product as hypothetical. The transcript has a single exon. The record is from RefSeq and is a predicted model, not a curated record. The coding region runs from base 1 to 753 and encodes 250 amino acids. NCBI's taxonomy places the organism in Eukaryota, Oomycota, Peronosporomycetes, Peronosporales, Peronosporaceae.
AUGCAGAUGACACCGGAACGUGCUUUUGAGAGAUUUGUACUCGUCAAACGCUUUAGUGGGGAGAUGGAGAACAACAAGGGUUUAAUUCUGUGGCUUCAGUACGCGAAUGUGUACAGAACUACACGAGGCGAGCUUCUUCUCGGUAACAAGAAGAUCUAUGAGUUGUUGAGACAAAGUAACUCGGAAGAAGAGCUGGCGACGCUUUUUCAUUCUCUUCGCCAAGUAUCUGGGAUGGAAAAUUUUGCGGACGAGAUGCAGAUAUUUAUGAUCUUGAGCUCCGCGUCCUCCCGCAAACUCGCGAAUGAGGCUUGGCUGAAGUCCCAAGAAACGCCGCAGGAAGUUUAUAGAAUUUUGAAACUUAGAGAUGAGGGUCUCGACAGCAGUCCUCUGUUUCUUCAGUGGCUCCGAUACAUCAAAUUGUACAAAGCCCACGCGGAAAAGGAUUUACCACCAAACUUGCAACCAUUCUCUGACCUACAAGCGCUCGAGUUCUUGAUGAAAGAAAAGCGGUCAGUUCUCAAAAUUGGGACGCUCUUGCAUACUGUCAAGGGCAUUGAGGAUUUAAACGUGCUUGCCACAAACUUGCAGCUCCAGCUCUUCAAUCACUGGAAGCAACUCAAAAUAACCCCGGAAAAAUUACAGGAUCUUUUGGACGACAGCUUUCACAUCAUUACUUUCUCGAAAAGUGGCCCCGGACGACCGACGUACAGAAAUUGGAAAGCUUACUCCAACUACUACGAUGCUAAAUCCUAG